GAUGCCGGAAAUGGGGCGGAUCUUCCUGUCUUUCAAGCUGCGCGCGAAUUAACUAGUAGGCGUACACUGGCCCACGAGCAGUGUUCGGUGGAAUAUCACACCUGGGUUUGAAUCUACUGUCCUGACAACAGUGACAGAAGAAAAAUUCUUACAGAAGAAAGGGGGAUGCAGAGGGAGGUGGCGAGUCUCGCGUUGGCCCCAACAAUUAAAGCAAAGUUAAUCGGAGCCGGGUUUGUAAGAGUUGGGGAUUUGCACGAAGUAAGCGCUGCCGAGCUCCGCAUAGAGGCUGGAAUUUCACUGCAAGAAUCUACUGAAGUUCUACAGACUGUAUUUCCACGCUCACAUGAAAAGGGGUCAGAGACAAGAUGGAUGAAGGCCACAGAAAUUUUGGAGCAAGAGAAGUCCUGUCGCUCAAUAAGUACUUUUUGUGCAGCACUGGACACAGUUUUGGGUGGAGGAAUAAUGACUGGGAAGAUGAUUGAGAUUUGUGGGACACCUGGAGUGGGAAAGACACAACUUUGUAUUCAGUUGGCCGUGAACACACAAAUCCCAGCAUCCUUUGGAGGAGUGGAGGGACAUUCAGUGUAUAUUGAUACUGAGGGCAGCUUUUUAGUAGACCGGGUGGUAGAUGUAGCUGAAGCUGCACUUCAACACUGUAAACAGCAGCAUGGAAAAACAGGACAACUAGGAGCUCUGGAAAACUUUACUUUGGAAACAAUUCUUUCCAAUAUAUUCUUUUUUCGUUGCCAUGAUUAUGUUGAACUUUUGGCACAGGUUCAUCUGCUACCAGACUUUCUUUUUAAGCACCCAAAGGUUCGCUUUCUGGUUGUUGACAGUAUUGCUUACCCUUUCCGGCAUGAGUUUGAAGAUUUGUCUGUGAGAACCAGACUUCUCCAUGGCCUAGCCCAGAAACUCUUACAGCUUGCGAGCCAGCAUAAUAUAGCAAUUGUUUUGACCAAUCACAUGACAAUAAGACUGGAGCAGAACAAUUCAGCACUUGUGCCUGCUUUAGGAGAAAGUUGGGGGCAUGUUUCUCCACAGAGACUCGUUCUUUAUUGGCAGGGCAAACAAAGGUUUGCAUCCUUAACUAAGUCAUCAAGACAGAAGGAACAGAUGGUUCCCUUUCAGAUUACAUCCCAUGGUUUCCAUGAUGUCCAGUUAUUUCAGUCUCAGGUUACUGCAUCCAUCUCCUCUGCUACAAGUAACACAACAACAGUGAAUGCUCGCAAGCGUUGUCGUGUUGAAGAUGAUGAUGAACAUGAGGACUGCUUGUAAACUUUUGGGUGCCUCUUGCUACUUGUCCUAACCACUUUUAUUAUUUGUCUUUUUGUGUUUCUGCAGAGUUGAAAAGGUCUUUGAAUAUACUGUAGAGGUGUUUUUUUUUGUCUUUUUUUUUUUUUCUC
Erpetoichthys calabaricus (reedfish) is the source of this 1403-nucleotide messenger RNA. It is a transcript of the gene rad51c, whose product is annotated as RAD51 paralog C. Lineage: Eukaryota; Metazoa; Chordata; Cladistia; Polypteriformes; Polypteridae. The transcript is spliced from 9 exons. Gene Ontology annotation, cellular component: Rad51C-XRCC3 complex; Rad51B-Rad51C-Rad51D-XRCC2 complex; replication fork. Gene Ontology annotation, biological process: DNA repair; reciprocal meiotic recombination; meiotic DNA recombinase assembly. Bases 166 to 1275 code for a protein of 369 amino acids. The record is from RefSeq and is a predicted model, not a curated record. Gene Ontology annotation, molecular function: ATP-dependent DNA damage sensor activity; four-way junction DNA binding; crossover junction DNA endonuclease activity.